Messenger RNA from Phymastichus coffea, 4835 nucleotides. RefSeq names its product YTH domain-containing family protein 1 (gene Ythdf). NCBI's taxonomy places the organism in Eukaryota, Metazoa, Arthropoda, Insecta, Hymenoptera, Eulophidae. The record is from RefSeq and is a predicted model, not a curated record. Gene Ontology annotation, biological process: mRNA destabilization. Gene Ontology annotation, molecular function: mRNA binding; N6-methyladenosine-containing RNA reader activity. The coding region runs from base 777 to 2636 and encodes 619 amino acids. The transcript has 5 exons. Gene Ontology annotation, cellular component: cytoplasm.
AUAAAGAAUAUGAAGUAACCACGGCGCUGCGGCAGCGCAUCGCCACUAUCUAUACAGUAUACAGUAAGAUGUCUAGAAGAUAAACACGCGUGAAAUGAGCAAGCAACGCCAUCUGAGCACAGUAGCAAUAGCCAAUACGAAUUAACGAAAACGGAAUUCCGGAUGAUAUAUAUAUAUGGCUCAUCUGGUUCUCGCGCAUCAUCUCGUAUGACGCACACCACACCACCGGAUGAUAAAGAAGAAAAUGUCCAAUAAUCUACCAACUUAUUUUUUUCGGCGUAUAACGCACUUUCGCACACAGAAUCUUUAGUCGCCAAUCGUAUACUCAUAGCAAACUCGCUCGUACGAGAUCGCAAAAAAGCUACAGGCGGCGCAAGUGUACGUGGAACGUUGUUUCUCUGUGGCGGUGCGGUUGUCUCCCGUUUGUCCGUCGUCGUCGUCGUCGUCGGUGUAUAAUAUUUAACAAUCAUACAAUCCAGAAAAGCCGCCUCGUCCAAUAAACAAUAGUGCGUUCAACAUCCCGAUAUCAAAAUCGGAAUUGUGCAUUGAAUUCAGAGUGUCUGUGCGUGUGUGAGUGAGUACAAGUGUGUGUGCGGGGGAGUGUGUAACGAGAGAGGGAGGGAAUAGACCUACCACGAGGUUAUGUCAAUUUGGCCACCCGCGACAGCGUCUUCCUCGUAGAGAUAGUGUCACUACCUGUCGUUGUAUAUCAGAGCAUACCGGUUUCUCUCAACGAGCAGCGAAACGUCAAGCAGCCCUUUCGUCCAUGAUACGGAAUGCAGCGCAUGAAAGGGCAAUCUAACAGUCAAGUGAACAAUGGACCAAAAGAACAUCAACCUGGUGAUCACUCGACUGGAGAGGACAUUGGCUUUGAAUCAUGGAGAGGUGGCAACAGCACCCAACAUCACUCCAAUUAUCCCAUUGGUAGUGGAGGCAAUGACCAUUAUAGCCCAUAUUAUGCAGGCACCUCUUUCCAAUAUCAAACACCCUUUGGUGGUGGCGAUGGCACUUGGUCCAAUGGCACUGAUCCUGUAACUUUUUUACCUGGAUAUGGAGGUCAAAUGAGUCAUGAUGCCUAUGGCAUGGAAGGAGUUUUUGGUUCCAAUGCUGGUGGGAGCUUUGGAAACUUUGCACAACCCACAUUUCCCAAUUACUUCCAUGGUAACGGAGAUUUCAGUGCCUGGGGCACACCUAGAAAGGCUAGAUACGAGGACUAUUAUCCUCAUCGUAGUGGCGACAAUUAUGGAUCUACCAUUGGGGAUGGUAAAGCUAUUGAACAAGGUGUCCAAGGAUUGUCCAUUGGUAGCAAGGUACAGAGACCAGAUCAAUCAACACAGCAAACACCUCAAGUUCAGCAACAAGCACCAGCGCCACCGAAAUUGGAACCGAAAGAACCUCGUAAGAUAACGUGGGCGAGCGUAGCAAGUCAACCAGCGAAACCAGUACCCCAGUUAUCCGCUUCACAAGGACCCAAGAAAAAAACUGGAAUAGCACCACCGCCGAUCAUUCCAGGCAAACAUAAUAUAGAUAUUGGCACUUGGGGCGAGGGUAAAGUACCACCACCCAAGGCGCCACCACCGCCGUCGCCACCGACAGUUCAACCAGCAUUAUCUUCGCCACAACCACCGGUGCAGAGGCAACAAUUGUCGCAACAACAACAACAAAGGGGUCCAUGGAAUCGGAGUCCACCGCCUCAAAUGCAACCUGGGCCUAUACAUCAUCAGCAAUUCACAUCUCCUCAGUCCAGUCCGAAUAAUCAACAUCAUAUGCAAAGUCAGCAGCAUUCAUCGCAACACCACACAGUUCCACCUCAUCCACAACAGCAACAACAUCACCAUCAACAAUCACAUCAGCAACAAGCACAACAACAACAAUUGCAAAAUGUAUCUCAUCCAGUAUUGGACGAGUUGAAGGUGAAGAACGAUUACAACCCAGUAGAAUUCGAUACAUCGGCGCCAGGAGCGCGUUUUUUCGUGAUAAAGUCCUACUCAGAGGACGACAUUCAUCGCUCGAUCAAGUACGAGAUCUGGUGUAGCACGGAGCACGGCAAUAAACGUCUCGAUCAAGCGUAUCGUGAGGCAUCGCGCGAUCAAGCACCGCUAUUCCUAUUUUUUUCUGUCAACGGCUCAGGUCAUUUUUGUGGUAUGGCACAAAUGGUCUCAGCUGUCGACUACAAGAGCAACAGUUCCGUGUGGUCGCAGGACAAGUGGAAGGGACAGUUUCGCGUUCGCUGGAUUUAUGUUAAGGACGUGCCUAAUGUACAGCUGAGACACAUCAAAUUGGAGAACAACGAGAAUAAACCGGUGACGAAUUCGCGUGACGCUCAGGAAGUACCGCAUGCCAAAGGCGUAGCAGUAUUAAGGAUUUUGCACAGCUAUCGUCAUUCGACGAGUAUUUUUGACGAUUUUGGACAUUACGAGCGUAGACAGGCGGAGGAGGAUCAACGAAAGGUUCCGCAUCCAAGUGUGAUACCACAUACCAAUCAAAGAGGUGCUGGAGGUAGAGGACCUCCUAGGGGCGAUAGAGAUUCUGGCGAUAGGGAUCAUCAUCAUGGUCCACCGCCGCAUCAUCACCCCCAUCAUCAACGCAGAGAUCGAGACAACCGCGGACGAGGUAGAGGAGGAUCACGUCAGUAGCAGCAACUGCUCGAGAGUCCAGCCAGCACUAGUAUUCGAAUAAAGGAAGUAACGAGUGCAACUUAUUCUUCGCUUUCACCGAACUUCGAUGGACUGCUCGAACAUGCCACCAGGACCGGAGACAAACAAAAAAUCACGUUAACGACAACGAACAAGAUGAUGAUUAACGUUGUCGCGCAGAGCCUUGCAACUAAUCCUGUAUUUUAUUUGAUGAUCGUUAGAUCGACCAGCCGAUGGACAAGACGAUUAGGAGUUCAUUAGUGCGGUGGUGUGUCUUGUGCUUUGACUCUUAUUGCUAAAACGGUGUUUAUUCAACCAUUUGAACUGACUAUACAAAAACGAAAAAAAAAACAACAGAAGACAUGCGAAAAAAUCUGAUUAAAGAAAGUAUAUGUAUAUAUAUAUAUAUGUAUGUAUGUAUAUGUAUAUGUAUGUAUGUAUGUAUAUAUAUAUAAGCAAAGGCAGGUUAAUGGCAUGUUCGCAGAUUAUGUGGUACGGCAAGGACAUUGACUGAAUAUAUGAUGUACGCAGCGAAAUGGACACUGGAAUUCUUGUAUAAUGCUUGAUGAACGUACUUUUGUUGACAAAUGUUUGAACAAAUUCUAUAUAUAAGCGCAGCGUGCGGUCAUAUUGUAAAAGAGUGUCAUUUGAUCUUCAUUAUUCUGCAUAAAACUACUUGAACGAUGUACACAAGAAAAAAAAUGUAUACACUCACGCACUGAAUAAAUACAUACACACACGUGCGAUUUUAAAUGCGACGAGCGAAUGAGAAAACAUCAUUAUACAACACGAACUUUCACGUAAUACUACUACUGCAAAAAAAUAAUGAUAAUGGAAGGAAGGUUUAAGGGUGCGAGCGAUGAAAAUUCAUAUAACGCAAGCGAUUUUACGUCGCGUUAUUUGCAACUUGAUGGUGAUUAUAAUUGUAAUCAUUGUAACUUUUUUGUGAAAAGAUAAAAUGAAAAAAAACAUAACGAUAAAAAAACCUAGAGACAUAAAAUCUUAAUUGUUAAACGAUUGUAUGUUAUUAUUUUUCUUUCGGACAGUGUGUAGAAAAAAUCUCGAGAAGGGAAAAAAAUAGUGAAAUGUAACUUCUCCAAUUGUAAGAUUACGUUUUUGUGAAAAAACAAACGAAAAAAAUAAUACGAGAGAAUGAACGAAAGCUUAUCCAGCGAUAUACUAUCUUUUUAUACAUAAAAAAACUUUGUAGGUCUCUGCCUCUCUGUCUCUUCCUCGUUAGCCUCGGGAUUUCUCAAGGUGACGAAUAUCUUUUACAUAUUUUGAUAAGAUGAUUUUAACAAAAAGUAACAAUAUUCUCCGUGUGUACUAAUUUUCGUUUAUUAUUAUUUUUUUCUGUUUCAUUUUUUCCUUUUCAAACACAUGAUAUAUGCGUUGUUGCGAGAAAGCGAAUGGAGCUGUGGAGAGAGAGAGAGAAAAUAAAACACGUAAUCCAGUUGUCGUUCCUAGAGUUGUUUGACGAUUAUUUUUUUCAUCGUUUAUGAUGAGAAAUAAAAAAAGAUAUGAACUCAUGAGAUGCUUCUUUAUCGUUUGUAAAACCGGAACUUUAUGUCUCUUGCUUUAGAAGUCAUGAUGUUUUUAGAGAGUAACAAGAAAAAAAUGGAGAAAAAAACAAAUAAGCGUUAAUUACUAUAUUUUUGUUCUUUGCGAUGCAAUUGUUUGAAGUAACUUUUCCAACAUGCGGUAUUACGUAUUGUUGAAUUGUAGGACAGCUGAGAGUACACGUGCAAAGCAAGGGAGAAGAAAGUAUAUUAAUUAAUCGCCGCUGAAUAAAGAAGGGUGUCGUUUUUUGCUGAGUUGCGUGACGUUACUGGGUUUGAUCAAAACUUAAUCUCCACCUCUUCUUAUCUUAGAUUUAGAACUUUAAAAAAAAUCUCUUUUUUUCUUUUUCUAAAUAGGAGAUUCGACGCAAUCAAAAGAAUAAAGCAUCCAUUUAAUGUUUAUUUUCAUGUAUUGUUUUAAUGUAUAAGUACGCGAUGCGUUUGAUUUACGCAGAACUACUUAUUACUUUACUAUUUUUUUUUUCCUUUUUUAAAUGGUUUUUCAGUGAGACAUGAAAAAGAAAACAAUUUGUAUUAUCUCAAACUACGUAUUUUUUUAAUAUAGUUGUUCGAAUAAUAGGUUGUUCGAAUUUAAUUUUGAAAAAAAGAAUUUCUUAUUGAAAAGAAGAAAUUCAUAUCG